AUCAAAUCGAUAGCCGUGAUCCAUCAGCUUAUCAUUUUCAGGCAAAAUGCAAUUCGAUUAACAAAUAACAAUGAACGUUGUCGACAUAAUGCACAUAAUGUACACAUAAUGCCUCUCGAUUGCAAUUAACUAAUCAAUAAUUGAAUAAUUAAUAUUAAUACCCUUUUUCGAAACUGUACGAUUUUUCACAGUUUUCAUACUUGCGAGAAUCUGGUACUUUCGAAUCAUUGUUUUGCCGAUCCAUCAAUGAAGCGAACGAGUACUUGAGAUAAUGUGCAUUCGAUAAGAGAUUUAAACGUGCAAAUUAACGAUAUCGACGCUUAUAUAAGAGAUGAUCGUCGAUACAAGUCGACAAUUCGGUGACACACUUUAUACGCGUCGGUCAUCAAAAUCGAAAUCAAAAAUGCAACUGUCCGCAACGGUGAUGAUUGCGAUCUUGGUCUCUUGCCAUGCUUUUAUGCGCGGCGGAGUCGAAGCGGCGCAACGAAACAUGGAGAUUGAGAAUUAUGAUAAGAAUGGAAUGCUCGUUGGAUUUCUGGAAAAAUUCAAGGAUAUCUUAAAGACCGGAAAUUCGGAAUUUGGCAUUCCCGUUCUCGAUCCUCUUCAGGUGAACCACGUCAACGUCAACUUGAACGAAAAAGAGUUAAUCGAAUUGUCAGUUUCGUUGGAUAACCUUCGUGGGGUCGGUUUGUCCGCCUAUACGGUGAAUCAGGGCGAUUUCAAGCUUGUUGGAUUUCAAGCAAAUAUCAGUCUCACGUGGAGCGAGAUGAAUCUUAUGACCAGAUACAACGUUGCGAAUGGAAAAAUCGUCGACGCUAUAUCCUUCUACGGAGACGGAACUAUCGCGGCUGUCGUUGAGGGUCUCACGGUAGAUGCAGUCGUAAACUUGGACAUAUCCAAGGAGAAAAAAAUAUAUGUUAAAAACCUCGCGUUGCACGUUCAUCUGAAAGAACUUGACUUCAAAAUCACCGGAUUGUACAACGACGCAGAAAUGUCCAAACUCGUGAGCACCAUCGUAUCCGAAAUAACGCCACAACUGAUCGAAGACUAUCAAGACAACCUGAUGGCGUAUGUGACACCGUCAGUUGUCAAAAUGAUGAAUACAUCUUUGAAGGACCUGACGGUUCGGAAACUAUUAGAUAUAAUCAACGGUAAAUCAUGAUUCUUCC
Messenger RNA from Hylaeus anthracinus, 1169 nucleotides. RefSeq lists its product as uncharacterized. The transcript is spliced from 6 exons. The record is from RefSeq and is a predicted model, not a curated record. Lineage: Eukaryota; Metazoa; Arthropoda; Insecta; Hymenoptera; Colletidae. Gene Ontology annotation, molecular function: lipid binding. Bases 332 to 1162 code for a protein of 276 amino acids.